AUGUCGGAGAGCCAAUAUGCCUACCGUCAUGGCAGGUCCACUACAGACCUAGUGCGAGAGGUGGUGCGCUGCGUGUUGGGCGCGCGCGAGGCGGGACGCCAUGUAGCCGUUAUCUGUUGCGACCUGUCCCGCGCGUUCGACACGGCAGACCACGCACUCGUCGCCAAGAAGCUGGACCACUACGGCAUCCGGGGCCCAGCCACCAACCUAAUACUCUCAUUCAUGACUGACAGAGCGCAGGCGGUGGUUGGUGACGGGGGGAAAGUUGUAUCCACAGAGCUACAAAAUUUAAUGGGUGUCCCGCAAGGAUCAUGCCUCUCCAAUACCCUGUUCAGCAUUUUGCUGAACGAUUUGCCUAAGGCGAUAAAAGGCGCUGAUAUUUAUAUUCAUGUACGCAGAUGA
Molecule: messenger RNA, 402 nt
Organism: Leguminivora glycinivorella
Lineage: Eukaryota; Metazoa; Arthropoda; Insecta; Lepidoptera; Tortricidae
Exons: 1
Coding region: 1-402 (133 amino acids)
Source: RefSeq, a predicted model, not a curated record